CUUGAACGGCUUGAAUGCCAAAGCGACUGCCGUUGAUGCCAUCCGGAGAAAGCCACGACACCAUCUGGCACCAGUCAAAUUAAUAUCUGGCAUCCGGGGACCACUUCUUGGCUGCAUACUUGCUGAUUCGAGCUUUCUCGUAUCGCUACCGGAGCAGAGGGACUGUGAGCUAUUCACAGUAAUAUUAGACACUUCUGAAGGUCUUAUUCAAGGGGAAUGUGGAUCAGUCGUUGUCGACCAAGAGAGCACCGAGGUAUACGGUCAUGUUGUGGGAUGCGAUCCUUCAGGGCAUGCUCUAGUCGUCCCAUUGGAACAUGUCUUUGCUCAGGUAAAGGCAAGUUUCAGGGCAUCGUAUGUCGGCCUUGAUUCCUCUUCCUUG
Ilyonectria robusta is the source of this 379-nucleotide messenger RNA. RefSeq lists its product as uncharacterized. The annotation marks the transcript as partial. The record is from RefSeq and is a predicted model, not a curated record. NCBI's taxonomy places the organism in Eukaryota, Fungi, Ascomycota, Sordariomycetes, Hypocreales, Nectriaceae. The transcript is spliced from 2 exons.